AUCAUUAAAAACUGAAAAAUUUGAACUUUUCAACUAUUUUUAAAGUAAAUCAGAUUUCAAUUUUCAGCGUUGUUUAGCGAAAAUCGCGGCAACGACCUGUUAUUGAAACCGUUAUAAAAGCAGACAAAUUCUAUGGUUUUGAACUAUUUAUAAAGAAAGCAGAAUAGUGUAAAUUGAUUUGACUAAGAUUAAAAUAAACAGUUGUACUAGUACAUAGUGUCGUAUAACCUCCAACCAUAAUAACAAUUUAAUAUUUCCUUAAACAGUGCAAAGUGCUUAUUGAAGCACGACUGGCCCAGGCUUAUGUAAUAAUAAAAUAAAAUGCAGAAGCUUCAAGACAGUGUGUUUUCUAUUUUAAAAACUACAAGUUUAUCACCUGCGGUGUUUAGUUUUUUACAACCUACAGACGAUUUUGCAGAAACACCCUUAGGCGGCAUUUUACGUGACACAAAAUAUGGUUGGCUUGCUCUUGGACCAAAAUUCUGUGUUGUUGAUCUCAGAAAUGGAUGGAAAGUUGCAGAAAGAACAUUUGGAAAUGGCUCCAGCCAUAUCACAGUAACCAGUGUUAUUGAACUACCACAUCCCCUCACUAGAGGUUCCCAACAGCUUGUUAUAAGCCUUGAAACUGACGACAGAGGCUUGAUAUGCAUUCUACAUAUUAAUGGAUCUCAAAUACUUCGCUGUAUAGAAACUGAUGUAAUUAUCACAGAGCUGGCCUUAUGUGAUGAUGUGACUAAUGGUCCACUUACUUGUUUUGAUGGGUUGUUGAUGGCUGGGACUCAGAAGGGAGAGGUUUUAGUUAUAGAUCUUAAUAGAAGCUCUUUGAUGCAAGCUCUAACAGAUAUAACUGAAGGAAAUGUAGAUCUUAUAAAAAGUGAGUCGGAUCCAGCUACUCUGUCAUUUAUGUCUCUUAAAUCACUACACAAAUAUGAGAGACAAGGAGAACUACCAUUAAAUAAUAAUGAGCACUUCACCAUAGUCUUAAACGAAGAUUCAUUUAUUGACAGUCAGUACAUAUUUAGAAACCCAGAUGGUACUGUACGAAUGAAAGCUCAAAAAGACCAUGUAAGAGUAACUGUUGUCCAAUACAUUCCACAAUUAGGCAGUUUGGCCGUCGGGUACAACUUUGGUGCAUUUCAAAUAUGGAAUAUAUUUGAUUUAGCUCUUGAGUAUACAUCUCAGGUGAAUGUGGAGUGCUUGCCAGUAACACAUUUCGGAUUCCAGGAACCUUGCGAUGACCCAAGAGCAUUCUGCUAUCUCUGGGUGGUGUUUUCAGUGACAAAUAGAUUUGAGGAACACGAGUUUCCCCUGGCUGUAAUGUACUCUUUAACUUACCAAGGGAAACGAAUGCUGGUUGAUAAUCAAUGUUUAUAUCAGGAGUUUUCUUCAGCAACAGUAUGUUUUCAAGUUGAAUUAGGUUCUAUGGACAAUACGCACUUAAUCGGUGGUCGGUGUAUUUCCACUCAUACAUUCUCUAUUAAUACUAUGUUGGGAGAGGAAGGGGAAGAUACCAUGUUAAAUCUAUGUCAGCUGGUUUGGGAAUGUUGGGGUGAACAGACCAAGUCAUCGCAUUAUGGCAUGCUUCUAUUUGAUUUAGACCAGUGGUAUAAAGACCAAAUGCCUGCUACAUACCAGCUCCAAAGUAACACUUUUAUGAGUACCGCUUGGUGUUCUGAGCUUGGCAGAGGAAGCCUCACCCUGGACUUGAGGUUGGAUCCCAGCUCUCUAUCCCCAUAUUCCCACGCUACCAGACUUGAGGAACAUUUUUAUCCCAAUUCAUUACUAUAUAAUUGUGUGUGCCUUAACACCUCGGAAGCCAUAAAGCUUCACACUGUGGGUAUACAACGUCAAAUCAUCAACUCUAUAUCCAGUUCGGGGCCCUCUUGCUUGCUUUCACCAGCUCGACUCUACGCUUCCUGUAUGUCCGCCGGACUUAUGCCUGCCUAUAUUACCGCGGAUUCAGACAAUUCUGUGGACGAACAACGAAAAUUCUUACUAUCUGUUGUGCUUGAAGCUCGAUUGAGCCAGUUUCUCAAGCGCUGUGCUCAAGAUUGGGCGACUGGUACCCACACCGGGGUGGGAUGUACCCUCACUUUUUUGGUGGAUUGGGCCUGGAAGCGCGCUAUAGAACUUAAAGAGAACGCAAAAGAUCUUAUUUUGCCCCUCUUCACUUCGGCCACUUUGCCAGACAGGAAUGUUAUACGUUGCCUGGAGCACAGCGUGCAACAGCUAAGUCAGUUGACUGGACUACUUGACGCCGUCAUUACGAAAUGCUGCAAUCUGGUUGUGCCCGAGGCUCUAAGUGAGAUAGAAGAGAAAUUUAAGGGUAUAGGCACCGUGUCUCUGUAUUUCCAAGUGAUUCAGUGGUUUUUGAGAGUGGGUUUACUACCCGAGAGAAACCAUCCACACGCCUCACUGCCAUAUCCCGCUGAACAGCUGUACGCCAUUUAUAAGAAGCGCCGCGAAAAGCUUCAUCGUAUACAGGGUGACUCUAUAGAUGGCGACCCAAGCUGCGUCCCUAGCUCGCUUCUGUAUGUCGACCAGCUCAUCAUCAAUGAAUUUGGAGGUCAAAUGGUGCACCAGAUUUGGACUCGGGCGGGCAGCGAAUGCGGUGGAUUGUACCCGCCUCCAUCGCUAUACGCCUUGCUAAGGCUGUAUCUCUUGCCAGAUAUAUCCGAAGAGCACAAACAUUCUCUUCUUUUAUAUCUGUUACUGGACUACUCUAUGCUCUAUGAUGAUGGACAGUACGAGGCAGUGAUCCGCCGUCUAAUGCAAUUCCCGCCAAUGUUUGGUCUGAGCACAACUCAGGUUCGAGCCACGCAAGCCUUCUGGCAUCUCGACCACAGGGACUUUCACUUCGCACUCGAUCAACUACAAUGCCUAACUGGCAACACAUUAUCCGACUGGCAACACCAAGUCGUUCUAUCGUCUCUGCUCGCGCAAAAGAAGUCGCAAGCCGCCUUACAAUACUUGCAUCUUAGACGGCCAGCUCCAAUACAGAUUAAGGCGAGAAUCGGUGACUCCGCCAAUUCGGUGAAUGAGUAUGACAAGUUUGAAGACUGGCAAUCCUAUUGUAAACUAUACCUCGCGAGGGGUUUGGUAUUUGAGGCGUUCGAUGUUGUAAGAGUUUGCACGCAAAGUGCUGGAUCGAUUGAUGACAAAACGCAAGUGCUGAAUUAUUUUUUUAAAGGUUGUAGAAACAGCGGUCAUCUGUCUAAAGUGCUACAAUUGACUCUAUUGCCUUUGGAAGAAGAUGUCUUCAUCAGGUAUCUGAAGGAAUGCAAUGAACCAGCUACCUCGGAUAUACUUGUUAUGUACUAUUUGCAACAGUCUAGAUACCUCGAAGCGGAACAAUACAACAAGCAAAUAAAGUCGAAUGGCAAAUGGCGGGAAAUGUGUCGUUCGGUGGAAUCGAUGAGCGAUUUAUUGGAACGGGAGAGUGCGAGAGAUGUCAUUGUGGAAGUUAUGUGUCGGUGUGUUCCCAAUAUUGCCACUACUGUAGCUAAAUUCGCCACUCAGGAGUUUGAACCCCACGUUCGUAAACCCAAGCCGAUGUCAGUGUACGUCAAGGCGAAAUCACCCCAAAACACGUUUACAUACAAAUCAUCGUUCAUACAGGACGCAAUUGAGAAUGCAAGCGAGACAUGGGUGAACAAACCCACGAUGAAGAAAGGUCUUAAACGGGCUCUCAAUAUUAACGAAACUCCGUUCAUUUGUACUCCGAAACUUUAUAAGGCGAAGAGUAUAUUUGAAAAGCAAUUCGAGUCCACACCGGCGAAGCGUUCGAAACUGGAUGUAUCACCUAAAACACCGAGGAACAAAAGUGCGCUGAACGUGAGCCACAAACUGACUGAGCAAAUCUCCACUUUACUAGAAAUGCCUCACGUCGAGAGCCCCAAACAUAAUAUACGAUCGGAAACGCCGCAUAGUAUACUUAAGACUCGCAGAUUGGAAUACCAAGAGAGAGACAUGUCAUCACCAACGGAAUCCCGAUACCUCGGAGAGAGUGAUGAGGAAAUGGAAACGGCUAGCAAUCACACACAUUACAGCGACUCCACUAACAAGCAUCUAAGGUUUACUAUUCCGACUCCUACGGAAAUUGUUCCGACUCCAUCUCCGGUAGCAGUGCCCAUACAACCUUCGCAGGACACAACUGAUCAUGGACAAGAGGAUUUAGAGGAACCCAAAAAAUUGGAAUCUCCUCCAAAGAAGUUUGCAGCUGAAAGGUUCUCACCUAAAAAGUUAUAUAAAGACUCGGUUAAAGCCAGGAAAUCGCUAUCUAUAUAUGCCAAUAGUAGCUUAUCCGACGAUCCAAAUACCUCUAUCGAAAGUAUAGCGGAUAUACCAAUCACGCUCAUAAACCCGAAGUAUACGUACACGAAAUCCCCCGAAGCCGAGACGCAAAGGAGCGAGAUAGAUAUACGUGUGCAAUCGAGUGUGACAAGGACAGAUGAUUGGGAUACAUCGGUCGAGUUGAGUUUCGUGUCGAAAACACCUAAAGGGAGACGAAGCAUUCACGGCAAUGAGAGCAUACCGGUUUUUAAUAGAAGUCGCAGUACAACACCUGAAAGACAUGACUCACCCAUAACACCACUUCUUUCUACAAGGAAUGCCAGAAGUCGAUCGCGUACGCCCGAAAUAAGUCCUCGCUCGUCCCCAUUGCCCGCCAUUCCAGAGAUGCCUAAACUUGAGCGAAACACUGACCCGCACCCAACAUCUACUUUGUUGUCCAAACCGAUCAGAACCAGACUACGUACGCCAGAUAAAAUAGAGAAGGUCGUGGAAUCGCCACGCCUUGAAGUUAUCAAAGAAUCUCCGACAACGGAAUUGCCUGUUCCAGCGCCGCGGAGAAACCUCCGAAGCUCAAUAACACCUAUAGAGGUACAAACACAAACGGAACAAUCGGUUCUAGAAAAUCCGAGAAAUCUCAGAAGCCGCUCAAAAACUCCUGAUAAACAUAUGUCGCCGAAAAAGGAUAUUGUAGUGAAGAGUCGAAAAUCGCUCUCGAGAAUCGUUUUAGAAGCGAACACUUUUGCCAAAACAAAACAGACUGAAGAAAGUGAAAUAACUGAAGAAGUAUCUGAAACCACUAUUGAGUGUACUCCUGUGAAGAGUUCCAAACAAAUAUCUAGUAUAAUGGAUAUGACAUUUUCUCCCAUUGCUAACAAAUCCAUUUUACAAAGUUCAAAUGAAAGUAUUUCUGUACAAAUCGAAAAGAGUUCUGACGCGGAAGUAAAAGUACCCGCGUUUACUAGUAUUCAUGCAGGCUUAACAGACGAGUCAGUUUUGCACAGCUAUCAGAGCAGCGUUGCUGAACAAUCCAGCGCCCAAGAAAGUAAUGACGAGAGUGCUAAAGGCAAUUUACUAAAAUUCACCACCUUAAACGAAGAUAUUGGUAAAUCAGUACUACAUAGCUACGAUAGCUCCAUAGACACCAGCGCAAAGGAAGCCCAAAAAGCCGAAGUAUCUAAGACACCCAAAAUUUUGAUUGAUACAAAUAACUCUGUGUUAGACGAUAACAGCAUUCUUACUUCGAAUCAGUCUAGUCUAUUGACAAAUGACAGUGAAACCGAAGACAAAGAUUGGAAAGUGGAAAGAGAUGCAAAAGUGAUACAGCAAGAGAAGAACAAAAUCGUCGAAAUCGAGAGAGAGAUAAAUGAAAUCGAAGGCGAUCUAUCUGAUGAUGAAUGUCGAGCGGAAACUGACUCAGGCAAUGAAGUUGUUGAAGUUGAGUCUCCUGAUGAAUCCGGCGACGACGAAGAAUCCGACAGUUCGGAUGAGCAGGAUGAUUCCAAUGAUGGUGAAGAUGAUGUUAUAUCUAUAGAGGACUCCGAUUCCGAUCCCGAUCAGUUGCAAAUUGAUAAUCAAGUCAAAAUACCAAUAUUAGAAGCUCUUUCUGAAAUUGGUGAAAUGGCAAACGUCGAAAUUGAAAAGGUUGAGGAUAUAUCUAAAGAAAAAGCUUUAGAAGAUAUUGUAUCUGAAAAGGCUGACAUGCAUCAAAUAUCGGAUAGUAUGGAGGUUUCCACAGACCCAUUGAAUCAAGCUCAAAUGUCGCUAAUGACUGAUGACAAUUCUGAAUUUGAACAAUCUAUAGCCGUGAGUCAUGUCGAAGAAUCACACCAAAUUAAAGAUCCACCUAUGGAUAUAGAUCAAGCCGAUGUUGAAACUAGUUUCGCCGAUGAAAAUACGCAAAAUAAAGAUGAAACACAUAAGCAAACUUCAACUGAACAACAUCAAGAAAUACUGCAAACACAAGAUAUUAAAAUUGAUGAAAAUGUUGCCACUCCACUAACUGAAAAAGAAGUAGGCCAGGGUGAUAAUAAAAACAAAGAGGAAGCAAUCAAAUUGGAGGAAAAUCCAGAAAAAGAGGAUAAAAUUGAAGAAGUCAAAGAAACAGAAAAUCAGGCGAUUAAAGAUAAACAACUGACAACGCCGCGUAAACGUAGGGGUUCAACAGUGUCGAAUGCAUCCAGACAAGAAACAAACGUCGAAGAGGUUAAACCCACAAGGACCAGAAGGCAGUCAAUGCAGAGCGAAGAAAACACUCCACCGAAAACAACUUUCGAUAUAACGGAGAAUAUUCCAGAAACGCCCGAGGUUGAUUCGCCAAGAACGAGAAGACGUUCGAAAACGCCAACUAUAGAAAGGAGAAUACUCACGAGGCGCGCUUCAAGGGAAUUGCCCGAAAAGGAUGACGAAGUGAUGCCGCUUGAAGAAUUAACACCUCGUCGCCGAACUCGUGCCAGUAUGAAGAAAGACGAUGAUACAUCUAGCGUCGUCUCUGACAGCUCAAGCAAAUCUGCCAAAGCAAGCGAAGAGCGAAAGGGACGGAAGAUUAUUAGUACGGAGUUGACUGUGAUACCGGAAGUGGAAGAUUCUACUAAGGAUGUUGAGGAAUACUCUACUUCAAGACGAAUAACUCGUCACCAAAAAGCUGUAUUGGAGCGUUCGGUCUUAUCGCCUGCGCGUGCGACGCGUGCGCAGGAAUCUGAUCCUCUGAGACAACUCGAUAUAACAGAUCAUGAAGGCACCCCAGAUCGAGUGGAGUUUCAAAUUUCUCCCCCAUCUUCAGCUACCAAACUACGCGGCCGACGCGCGACGUCGGAGGUUAAGACUGUGGUGAAACCUGCUAGAAUUGGUCAGCGCAGCGCAUCCGUGGAUGUAGUCGCUGGUGAACCAGGGGCGGAGUCACCCUUAGGCACGCCCACUCGUGGUAGACGCGCGUCGUUUACACGCGCCAUUCAAGCCAUACACACACCCAAAGGACGAAGGGCUAGUACAGAUGUUAAGAGGGACAUGGAAAGUAACCCGGCUUCUCCCGCGGGUUCGGAUACAAGUGCGAUCACUCCGACCCGUCGAAGCACGCGUAGAGCUUCCAUACAAUCUUCUAACACUCGAGAACCGGGCAAAAGAACUCGAAAGGUCGCAGAGAAGAAGCAAGAUGUUCAGGAAUAAUGGAUACUUAGGUUAAUUUAAUUUAUAAUGUUGGGCGACCUGGAUUUGUAAUAUAACAUUAGUCAAAUAAAUACUUUUUUUAUAA
Messenger RNA from Pieris brassicae (large cabbage white), 7540 nucleotides. It is a transcript of the gene Elys, whose product is annotated as protein ELYS. The record is from RefSeq and is a predicted model, not a curated record. The transcript has 40 exons. NCBI's taxonomy places the organism in Eukaryota, Metazoa, Arthropoda, Insecta, Lepidoptera, Pieridae. Bases 322 to 7455 code for a protein of 2377 amino acids.